UUCUCAUUUUACAAAUGAAGAAUAAUUCAAAAAUGGUCAAUAAUAUUUCUGUAGAAAAUAAAGAAUCUUUAACAAAUAAUUUGUAUAUUCCAAAUAUUCGUGAAAAUAACAACAAAAAUGGAACACUUCAAAGACAAAAAAUGUGGAAAGCUCAACCAAUUCAAAUUAAAACUACUCUAAGUCCAGAAUUACAACAAAUAGUCCAAAAUGUGUCCCUAAUCUUCUUAACUUUUUCUCAAACAGUCAACCCUUUAAUUGCUCGAAUAGCACAUAAACAUGCAAAAGAAACCUCAGAACCUUUUAUUGGUUCAACAAUUGUUCUUAUUAUUGAAAUUUGUGUGCCAGCAAUUAUUUAUGUUGUACAAAACAACCUUUACUUUUUUGUUCUUAAAAGGGUUGAUGCAACUCUCUAUACUAUGACCUUUCAACUUAAAAUAUUGGCUACAGCGCUUUUGUCAAUGCUUUUAUUAAGUAGAAUUUUCUCACGUAUUCAAUGGGGAGCCCUUUGUAUUUCUGUUUUGGGUGUUUGUCUUGUACAAAUUUCAAAAGAUUCUGGGAAUGAAUCACCCGAACAUAAAAAUGAGGAAUUAAUUGGUUUAUUAACUAUUUUUGUUAUGUGUUGGACAUCUGCUUUUGCUGGUGUUUAUUUGGAAGCAGUUCUUAAACAAAGUUCUUGUGAUAUUUGGAUGCAGAAUAUUCGUAUUAGUUUAAUUACUCUUCCGUUUGCUUUACUCACAAUUGUUAAUGAUGCAGAUAAAAUUCAGAAAAGGGGAAGUUUCUUUGCUGGUUGGACUUGGAGACUUUGGUUAAUUGUAUUAAGUAGCUCUGCUAAUGGACUUAUUGUUGCUUUUGUAUAUGCCGACAAUAUCAAAAAAAGUUAUUGCCAAACUGUGGCACUUGGCGGGACAGCUCUUUUGUCAAUACUUUUGGGAGACUCACAAUUCUCUUUUUCAUUAAUCGGAGGCGUUUCUUUGGUUAUUUGUUCUGUAUUUUUGUAUACAUUAAAUCCUCCAAAAUUGCCAACACUUGAAGUGGCAAAUGAUGAAAAACUUUUAAUGGAUGAGGACAAUGAAAGUAGUGAAGAUGAUGAUGAAGAGAGAUUGGAAACAUUUUUGGAUUACAAAAAAAAAAGUCAAGAUGUUACCCCCAUAGACCCAACUCUAAAACAACAAUCUAAUGAAGCAUUAAUAUCUUUUGAAAGUCCAACAUUUCGCACGGCAGCUUCAAAAUUGCAAAUUGUGAUUGGUAACAUAAAAGAACGAUUGAGCCUUUCGGUUAGUAAUUUUGAGGAAAAGAAGAAUGGCGUCAAUUUUUUUAAAUUAAAAUUUAAAUAA
This is a messenger RNA of Meloidogyne enterolobii, 1334 nucleotides long. The record is from the annotation of a GenBank genome assembly. NCBI's taxonomy places the organism in Eukaryota, Metazoa, Nematoda, Chromadorea, Rhabditida, Meloidogynidae.